GAAGGUUUCAGUUUUAGAGAAGAAACACCAUGAACGUCCCCGAUCGUUACGAGCGAUUCGUCGUGCCCGAGGGCGCCAAGAAGGUUUCAUACGAGAGAGAUACGAAGAUCAUGAACGCGGCGACCUUCAUACUAGAGAGAGAGGAUCAUACCGUCGGAAACAUCCUCCGCAUGCAACUUCACAGAGACGAUAAUGUGUUGUUCGCUGCAUACCAGCUUCCGCACCCUCUUAAGUACAGAAUACUUAUCCGGAUACACACAGCUAGCCAAUCUUCACCGAUGCAGGCGUAUAAUCAAGCUGUAAAUGAUUUGGACAAGGAGCUUGACCAUUUGAAAUUUGAGCUUGAGAGUGAGCUUUCAAGGUUCUCGAGGGCCUAUUAGUUUUACCUUCAAAGGAGACGAAGGGGAAGUUUUGUUAUCUAGCUAUCUGCCCAUAUUAGAUUCUCGAUUCUUUGCAUAUGUCCUUCAACUCAAUAAAUUCCAAUUGGCAACUGAAUGCCAAAAAUAAAUUUUAUGGCCAUCUUAGUCUAA
Momordica charantia (bitter melon) is the source of this 530-nucleotide messenger RNA. RefSeq names its product DNA-directed RNA polymerases II, IV and V subunit 11. Gene Ontology annotation, cellular component: RNA polymerase II, core complex. The record is from RefSeq and is a predicted model, not a curated record. NCBI's taxonomy places the organism in Eukaryota, Viridiplantae, Streptophyta, Magnoliopsida, Cucurbitales, Cucurbitaceae. Gene Ontology annotation, biological process: transcription by RNA polymerase II. Gene Ontology annotation, molecular function: protein dimerization activity; DNA binding.